Molecule: messenger RNA, 3711 nt
Organism: Plasmodium malariae
Lineage: Eukaryota; Apicomplexa; Aconoidasida; Haemosporida; Plasmodiidae
Product: selenide water dikinase, putative
Exons: 1
Coding region: 1-3711 (1236 amino acids)
Biological process (GO): L-selenocysteine biosynthetic process
Cellular component (GO): cytoplasm
Molecular function (GO): selenide, water dikinase activity; ATP binding
Source: RefSeq, a predicted model, not a curated record
AUGAGGAUAUGCAAGCAAAUUGACCCGGUGAUGGACAUUGUUAUAAUAGGAUUUGGCAUUAGGAGUAAAAGUUUCAUUGACAUAUUUUUGGAAAAAAAUGAGUUAAAAGGAGUUAACAUAAUUUUAAUAUGUAAAGAUGUUUUCGUCUUUUUAGAUAAGUAUGUACAGAACAUCGAAAAGUGUAGGGAUAGUUACAUUGAUAUAUAUAAAUAUUGUAAAGAAAGAAAUAUUCUUUACAUUAAUGAAAAGGUUGAAUAUAUAGACUCAAUUAACAAAUAUAUUUCCUUUAGUUCGGAUCGAAAUAAAUUAAGUUAUGAUUUUUUAUUAUGUGACUUUGAUUAUAAAAGUUCAUAUUUAUUUAGUAAGGAUUAUUCUCAUUUGAAUAUAUAUCCAUACAAAAAUAAAAAUUUAUUUUUUUAUUAUGUACAUGUCAUGUAUUUAUCUUUAAUUAGUGCAAAUGGUAUGAACAGGACAGAUAAAAAGUUAUAUUAUAAAUGGAAAAAAUAUUUUUUAGACAAUAUAGUUGUUGAAAGGUUUUAUAAUUUUUUUUCUUACAACGAUAAAUACGUGGAAGAAAUUUUUCAUAAGUAUCAUACCAUCGUACAUUUAAAUUUGAAUGGAUCUUAUAGGAGUACAAGCCACAGGAAUGAAAAUGUAUCUGUUGUAUUUGAAGAGGAAAAUAAAACUACGGUUAAAGAGAAUGAAACUUGUCAUGAAAAUGAUUUUUUAAAAAAACAAAAUGGGGAAGAAUGUUUCCUUACAAUAGUACUCAUAAGCGAUAACAUAGAUUUAGGGAAAAGCUUGUACUUUGAACUUUUUGAAAAUAUGAAAAAAUACUGUCUGUUCAUAAAAAUUAUGUAUAUACAUAUUUCUUCCAGUCCAAAUGUAGAAAAAAUAGACUUUUGCGAACAUUUUUUAGUAACUGAUUGUAUAAAAGAGGUGAAAGAGAUAAACAAAAAUAAAGUAAUACUAUGCACGGAUUGUAAGAGUGGAGAUAUAGUUACAGUUAAUUAUGACGAAUGUUUUAAUAUGACUGAAUUGCGCUACCCAUCUUACGUAUAUAAGUCAGGUUAUAAAACAUUAAAUUUAAGUAACGAAAAAGUUAUGAAUAAUUUCUGUGAGAUGAAUAAGUUCUAUCAGAUGAAUAAAUUCUGUCAGUAUGAAAAAGAUGAUAAGCUAUAUUUUUUCAAUCAAAUAAAAAAUUACGAUGAGUACACAGUAUGCCACACUAUUUAUUUAAAUAUAUAUAAUAGUAUUCAUAAAAAGAAGUAUAUCAGCAUAGAAGAUGUUAAAAAGAAUGUCCACAUGAGUAAAAAAAAUGGAGGAAAUGCUACCAUUUCUUUAUACUCUAGCAUUGAAUUUAACAACAUACUAAAUUACUUAUACGUCACGAUAGUUGAAAUUAUAAGAGCGUUUUUUCACCUUGUAUGCAAGAAUAAAUUUGUACAGAAAAAAGUCCAUUUAAUAAAGGAAAAAAAGAAAAGGAUAGAUAAAUAUUUUUAUAAAAGUAAAAUGAGUGCGCAUGAAGAGACAUCCAUACCUUUGCUCGUAACCCUUCUUUUGUAUAUUUACAGUAAAGUAGUCAUUUAUAUUCACAUCCUUAAGGGUAUAUUUCCCGUUGAAGGAGAGGAACAAGGAAUAAGCGGUAAAAAGAAUGAGGGGGACCACAGCAGUUCCAAUGAUGGUGGUAGCACAAGUUGUAGUAGAAGAAGCAGCCGAAGCGGUAUAGAAAGUGACAGUAAGAUCAUUUGCAGUAAGAGGGUUAAUCCUUUCGGUAGUAACAGUAGUAUAUGUAAUACUAGCAACAAUGCACACGCACUGCUACCAGCGUACAUGUACGAGUUUUAUCAAAAGGAGUAUGAAAAAAGACUAAGUGCUACUAAGAGGACCACAUAUAAAAUUGUCCGAAGGGAAGAAGAAAAAAAUUCAAGUGAUAAUUCUUCUUUGAGCGUUAUAAUUGUUGAGCAGAACAAUAUAAGGGGUGAGAAAAGCAAUAACCUGAACAGUAACAACAACUAUAACGUAAUGAGUUGUGUAAGUAAGAAAAAAGUAGAUUUAUAUAUAAAAGAAAGUAUUGACAAAAUAAUUAAUAGGAACACGUGUGGAGGGUGCGGUUCAAAGGUGCCUUCAAAUGUUUUAUCAAAUUCGUUAAAGUUGUUAGAUAUAUAUAAUUCAUCAAAUGUAUAUCUGGGAGUUGAAGGUUGUGAUGACUGUUGCAUAUUUGUCCACAGUAAAUCGAAAAGAGGUGAAAACAGUCCAGCAAUUGUUCAGACCAUUGAUUUUUUUAAAUCUUUUAUUGAUGAUGAAUAUAUUUUAGGGGAAAUAAUAGCGAUUCAUUGUUUAUCAGAUAUAUAUAGCAUGGGUGGUAUUGGUAUUUGUGCAUUAUGUGUCUUAAUUGUAAAGGACAAUAUAGAAAUAAAAUUACAGCAAAGAUUAGAAAAUAUAUUAACAGGGUGUUGUCAGAAAUUAAAAGAAGAGAAAUGUGUGUUGAGUGGUGGCCAUACAUGUGCGGGUAAUGAAAAUUAUGUAGGUUUAGCAGUCACAGGAAAAAUAAAAAAGAAGAUAAUGCAAAGAGGCGAUAACAUAAUGGAAUAUAUAGGAGCAAAAAAGGAACAAAUGCAAAAAGUUAGUGAAAGUCAUAAAAUUGUGAAAGAUAAGGAGGACGCAAAGUAUCAGCAUGCCAUGAUAAACGACACAGAUGAUAACAAAGUAAGUGGACAAGAAAAUAAUUAUGAAAAUGCAGAUGAAGUAGCGUUAAACAUGUUUAAAAAACAGGAAAUGCUAAAGGAAAAUUACUUGUUUUUACCUAAAGGAAGUAGAAAUAUAAAUGCAGGGGAUGUAAUAAUUACAACAAAGAUGUUUGGAUUUGGAUUUAUUAUGGCUGCACAUUUAUGUAAAAAAGCAAAAGCUAGAUGGGUCUAUAAUUGUCUUGAUGAAAUGUUAAUAUCAAAUAAGAAGGGCGGUUUGUAUUUUUUAAAGAAUAAUGUUAAAGCUUGUACAGAUGUAACAGGCUUUGGUAUUUUAGGACAUCUAAACGAAAUGAUUAAGUGCUCAAGAAGGGAUUUUUAUUUAAGUAAUAGAGUGCCUGAUGUGUUAAAUAAUGGGUUGUUUAAGAAUCAUGAGGAGAGAAGGAAUGAUGUGGACAUGGGUGAAACUAGGGUAGGAGCAGUGGCAGUAGAAGACAGCAACACAGGGAUAAACACAUUGACAAAUGGAAAGGAAAAUGGCGAGGCCAAAAUAAGGGGAAAAUACAAAGAAAAUGACAAAAACUGCAGAAAUGACCAGAACGGCAAAAACGGCAAAAACAGCAAAAAUAGUAAGCCCAUCAAUUUCAUUGGCGCAAAAAUAAAACUAAGCAAUAUCAUAAUUGCUGAAGGUGUCCAGGAUUGCAUCGAAAAUAACAUAUACUCAUCCAUGUAUAAGAAGAAUCAUUACUUAUGUAAUAAUAUUAUAAAUUUAGAAGAAGCUUUACUAAAUGAUAAGUAUGGUGUUCUCUUUGAUCCUCAAACAAGUGGGGGCCUAAUGGCUAUUGUAGAAAGAGAAGAAGCAAAUAAAAUUUUACAAGAUUUAAAAAAUAUAGGAUAUAAAAAUUCAUCGAUUAUAGGAGAAAUAAUAAAUGUGCAAUAUGAUAAGUUCAAAUAUAUGUCUAUAAAUGAGGUUUCGUUAGAUGACUAUUUGGACACUUCAGACUCUAUAUAUAUUGAAUGUUAA